ACGUCAUCACUGCAUCUGCAAGGACGCGCACCCAAAAACGCGCAGUGAUGCACAUAUAACGUUAGCGUUUUAUUUUCCUAUUAAAGCAUGUCUUAAAAAUCGUCAGCCGGUAUCCAAGCUCAUAUGAUACAUGACAAACAUGGAGAAAGGAAACCAAGGUAAUUCUCAUUUUGAUCACUUUCUCCAAAGUCAAGAAUCAUCCGUGGUCAACAAGUUCCAGCAGAAAUACUGGAAAACCAAGCAAACCCUGAUUAAAGUCACAGGAAAGAAGGAAGAUGAGUAUGUUGUUGCUUCAGAUGCUGAUCUGGACGCUAAACUGGAGGUGUUUCAUUCAGUACAGAGAACGUGCAUGGAGCUCCUUAAGGUGAUUGAACAGUAUCAAAGGAGAAUCAGCUUUUUGUCCCAGGAGGAGAAUGAACUGGGUCGGUUCCUGCGUUCACAGGGCUCUCAGGACAAAAGUCGUGCUGGAAAGAUCAUGCAAGCUACUGGGAAAGCUCUCUGCUUCUCUUCACAGCAGAGGCUGGCGCUGCGAGCUCCGCUGGGCCGUCUGUACCAGGAGGUGGAGACGUUUCGUUACCGAGCCAUUUCUGACACCUGGCUGACGGUGAACAGGAUGGAGCAGUCACGGACCGAGUACAGAGGAGCUCUGCUCUGGAUGAAGGACGUUUCCCAGGAGCUGGACCCGGACACACACAAACAGAUGGAGAAGUUUCGUAAGGUUCAAACUCAGGUGCGUCAUACCAAGACAGGUUUUGACAAACUGAAGAAUGAUGUGUGUCAGAAGGUUGAUCUGCUCGGAGCCAGUCGCUGUAAUCUGCUCUCACACGUUCUGACAACUUAUCAGACCACACUGCUUCAUUUCUGGGAGAAAACCUCUCACACUAUGGCUGCUAUUCAUGAGAGCUUCAAAGGCUGUCAGACUCACGAGGCUUCAGCGCUGGGGGGUUCAGAUCAAGCUGCAAAGAAAAAAGUCAAGAAGAAAACGAAGGCAAAAGCAGAAGAUGAAGAGACGAGUCAGAAUACAGAUGAAGCCCUUAUUUCAAUUGAAGAAGAAACUCUGAGCAGUAAACUCAUGCAAACAGGAAAUGAUGACACUUUCUCCAGCAGUCAGGAGAAGGAUGGCUUGAGUUUGUUGAAUGAGAUUCUGGGCAGCAGUUCUCUGGAGGACAGGGGUUUCUCACAGGAAUGGCGUGAGGUGUUUGGAGAAGAUGAUCUGACCGGCGGUAACAGAGCAGACACGCAGGUGUCCGAGGAGGAGCCCGCUUUCUUUCUGCCUUCCAAACUACUGGACCAGAACAUCAACGGCCCACAGUCCACAGUCUCAGGUUGGACAACAGCCAUUCCACAGAAUAUUCCUGAAAACUCAUCUGUAGCGAGUCAAAUCUCUUCCAAACCUGCAGUGAAAGAUACCUCCAAAGAUCUCUCUGCUUGGUUCAAUCUGUUUGCUGACCUGGAUCCGCUGUCAAACCCGGACGCGAUCGGUCGAACCGAUGAAGAACAGGAGCUCCUGAACGCUUAAUCUGUCCUGUUACAGAUGCACUUUACGCUCUCGUCGCACAAUCAUCAGUUCAUGUGAGAGGCCUCCAGACGCCUGUACUGGACAGAUUCCUUUAUGCCAUAGAUAGCAGUUAACCUUAAUUAUUUCAUAAAGAAAUAUUGCUGCCAAAGGAAACUAAUAAUAAUCACUCUGGCCUUGAUUCCUUGUGCAUCUGCUAGUAUUGUCAAAGCAGUUUGAUUUGCCAUAACAUUGUGGAUUUUCUUGUAUUACAUAAAUGUAUACUUACACUACAUUAUCAGUAACAGUACGGUAAGUUGUUGUGAUACUGCAUGAUUUUGUUAUCGUUAUUUAUUUUAGGUGUUGCCUUGAUCAGUUAUGACAAAAAAUGGAAAUUAUUUUUUGCAAAUGUUAAGUAGAUAAAUAUGCAUUUUGUCUUUAGUGUCGUCAACUAAAACUAAUGCUGCAUUUCAGAAGCCUUAAAUAUAAGAGGACUUUAUUACAGUCCUUCAGUUAAUUUAUUUGAAUGAACAUUAUAUAUUAUAUUGUCUAAUGGAAACUUCACCUGAUGUGAAAGCAGCUAUUAAUAGGUCAAGGUGUACAUAACUUGAAAAUGUUAUUUUAGAUGUACUGUACGGUUAUGUUAUAAAAAAGCAACUGGGUUCACUUUUCCAGGCUUGUUUCUGGACCGGGUUUAUUUUUUAUUCCUUUUAUUUAUAAGCUAAAUAAAAUAAAAGCAUGCCCCCCAAAAUAAUAUAUAAUAAAUAAUAAAACCUCAGAGCUCAUGGCAGGUUGUUGAAAGGUUUAAACAUUACGAGAGAAAAUAAAUAGGAUUUUUGCUUCCAGAACCUGAUUAUUGUACUCGUAUUAUUUUUGUUACGAAUAACAAUCAAACAUCAUGGUCAAACCAGGUCGUAUGAAUUAAGCAUUUAUGAAUAUGUUGGUUAACUAUUUGAUUAUGAAAACCGAUUCUCAUGUACUACAAAUUACUUAUUAAACUACAAACAUACAACAUACAACUGCAAUAAAAUGUAAUAAAAAUAUGUCAGUGUGAUUCUACAUAACACAUUACACAGUGGGACCGAAAGGCCUUACUGAAGUCAGUUCAUAUCAGUGCUUUUCUACACAAUGUAAAAUAUGCAUCAGCAUAUAUCACACUACACCAAAUAAUGCCAUAUCAUUUUCACUAUUUUGUGUUGUAUUCGUGUGUUUCUUUAAUUUCUAAUACCACUGUAACCCUGAACGGCAUGAAAUGAAUAAAAGCAGCUUCAUUUUA
Carassius gibelio (silver crucian carp) is the source of this 2771-nucleotide messenger RNA. RefSeq names its product islet cell autoantigen 1. The record is from RefSeq and is a predicted model, not a curated record. The transcript is spliced from 13 exons. Bases 131 to 1519 code for a protein of 462 amino acids. Gene Ontology annotation, molecular function: protein domain specific binding. Gene Ontology annotation, cellular component: Golgi apparatus. Gene Ontology annotation, biological process: regulation of transport. Lineage: Eukaryota; Metazoa; Chordata; Actinopteri; Cypriniformes; Cyprinidae.